Molecule: messenger RNA, 2985 nt
Organism: Zerene cesonia (dogface butterfly)
Lineage: Eukaryota; Metazoa; Arthropoda; Insecta; Lepidoptera; Pieridae
Exons: 14
Coding region: 113-2875 (920 amino acids)
Biological process (GO): transmembrane transport
Cellular component (GO): membrane
Molecular function (GO): transmembrane transporter activity
Source: RefSeq, a predicted model, not a curated record
CGUAUUGGCUGUGACACAAACCGGAUGGAUAAUUUGCGCGCUUUUUGUUUGUUUCUUUUUUUUAUUCGUGCCAGUGACAUUUAAAAAGUUUUCAAUAAAAACUUUUUUUAUAAUGAAAGUGAAUAUAUCACCCAGUCUGCUACGACAAUAUGCUGUGGUUUUUGUGGUUAACCUGGCGGUGCUUACAACCGGCAUGAGUUUAGCAUGGCCGUCUCCGAUGUUGGUGAAAUUGACAGACCCUGAGAAUAGUCCAAUGGACAGCCCACUAACGGAGAGCGAAGGGUCCUGGAUGGUAGCUUUGGGGUUCCUGUUUGGAGGUUUUGUUAACAUACUCGGAGGGAUAUUACUGGAUAAAAUAGGACGAAAAGCCUGCGUGUUGUUAUGUUUUGUGCCGAAGUUGUCAAUGAGUAUAUUCCUCAUAUUUGCUACUAAAGCAUGGAUGCUCAUUUUCGCCCGGACCAUUAUGCUGAUCGGCGAUUGCCUAGUGCUGGCGGUGGUACCUGUAUACUCAUCUGAAAUAGCUAGUAAAACAAAUCGGGGUUCGCUAGGAACGUUACUCCAGCUGUUUUCAUCUUUGGGCAUCGUGAUCACGCUUUCCGUCGGCCCGUUCGUCUCUUAUCAUACCUUUAGCUAUAUUUUAUGUGGGACUGUUGUUGUGUGUUUGAUACCUUUAAUUUUUCUUCCCGAGAGCCCGUACUAUCAGUAUUCUAAAGGAAAAUAUGACGCAGCGUUAAAAUCGCUAACCACGUUCAGAGGAUCUGAAGAGUUAGCCAUAGAAGAGAUAGAAGAAUAUAAGAAAUCAACAGAAGAUCACGUUGAAAUCGACAAAAUUGAAAUGCUUAAGAACAAAGCGUUUUUAAAGUCGCUUAUUCUUUGCAUUCUUUUGUUUGUGGGUUCUCAGAUAGUAGGUUACAACGCUGUGACGUUUUACCUGCAGUCGAUAUUAAUCUCUACGAACACUAGCGUAAUGCCUGAAAUAGCAUCAGUGAUUAUUGGUUUGAUACAAGUAUUUGCGAGCGUGUCCGUUACAAUUUUGACGUCUAUGUUCCGAAGGAAACGGUUGUUGCUAUCGUCUUUAUCCGGCAUGUUUCUGGGAAUGAUGGGAUUAGGAGUGUUCUUUCAAAUGAACUCAGAAGUUGAUGCGGUCACCGGUUUUAUGAACUACUUGCCAAUUAUUUCCCUGAUUCUCGUGGUGUUUUGCUACAGUGCUGGUAUUGGCUCACUAGUGUGGCCAACAACCACAGAACUCUUCGAAGGACCGACCAGAGCAUUCGGGACGUCUAUCGGAUUACUGUUCUGUCAGAUAACGAUUUUCAUAACUACAAAAUACUUUCCCAUUAUGACAUCAGCGGUUGGUCCCGCACCGACAUAUUGGUUCUUCAGUGUAUGCUGUAUUGCUGUGGCCGUUCUGAUUGGUGUGUUUGUACCAGAGACUAAAGACAAAACGUUUCGAGAAAUACAGAACUCGAUGGGAAAUUUCGUGAACGAUGCCGAAAAGGUGGACAAGGAUAGGAGCGUAUAUGCUGGUCUCGUUUACCUUGAUGUGAAUCUGACUGGGGUCGGGGUUGGCAUGUCUAUAGCGUGGCCAUCACCAAUGCUCAUCAAGCUAAUGAAGGAAGACACUCAGCUAUCUAGGAGAAUAUCUGACAACGAAGCGACUUGGAUCGUCUCUUGUGGAUGUCUGCUUCCAAUAAUAUUUUCACAUUUUAUUUCCUGGAUCUCAAAUAAACUAGGAAGGAAGACCACAUUGCUGGGCAUCAGUAUAAUAAAAGGAUGUUUAUACAUGAUCCAGAUAUUUGCUACAGAACUUUGGAUGUUGUAUUCUAUAAGGGUCAUAUCGGGUAUUCUGGAUGCUGCUAUUCUAUGCAAUUUACUGGCUUACAGUGCGGAGAUAGCUAGUAAAGAAAUUCGAGGUGCAUUAGGAACUAUACAACAAAUGUCACUGGCAACGGGUAUGCUGGUGAUACUCACCGUAGGACCCUACGCAUCGUACCUGAUGGUCAAUAUUGUGUUCGAAUGCAUCACACUACUGAUAAUUGUGCCGUUGUGUUUUGUUCCGGAAAGUCCCUGUUCUUUGCUAGGGAGGGGACUAAAAGACGAAGCGCUUCAAACGCUUAUAUACCUUCGCGGUUCAGAAACAAGAGCCAAGGAAGAGAUCGAAGAAUUUACAGUAUCACGCCAGCAGAACAAACACAAGAUUUCGUUUCGCGACAAGAUCUUUGUAAAAGUCCUCGCUAUAGUCAUACUAUUGAGUGUAGGCAUACAAUCAGUAGGAUAUUUGACUGUGACAAUGUAUUUACAAAUAAUACUGGACGCAACUGGAACCAGCGUAUCUUCAGAAGUGGUGUCAGUUAUUUUUGGAGUUCUACAAUUAUUGGCCGGCCUCUUCACAGCAGUUGUAACUGACAGGACGGGAAGGAAGCCUAUAUUGUCGUUAACACUCGUUGGUUUUUCCCUUGGAAUGGCUGGUCUGGGAUUGUUCUUUCACGUCAAAGAUUCCGGCGCUGAAAUAAAUGGGAUCAUAAAUUAUUUGCCUCUCAUUUCUGUAGUUAUGAUCGUAGUUUGCUUUAAUGCAGGUCCUGGAAGUCUAAUAAAUGUUGUUAGUUCAGAAUUACUAGACAGUCCGGCUCGAUCUUUUGGAAUGAGUACAGCAAUAACAUGUGGUCUAUUGGUUGCGUUCAUAAAUCUCAAAUACUUCACUUUAGUUGCCAAUAUGAUAGGCUCUGCUGCCGUGUUUUGGAUGUUUGCUGGCAUAUCCCUCGCGUAUAUGAUGUUUAUACUAAUUUGCGUGCCAGAAACUAAGCAGAGAUCGUUUUUGGAGAUUCAGAAAACGCUUGGAAGGAAAGAAAUUUCAAUGGCUGUGAUUGAACAAUGAUUGUCAAUGAAACGAAAUAUUUGAGGAUUUUUAUGUCACCAAUGGAAGCAACGAGUAAGGAAGAAAAUAAGGAAGGAGCAAUUGCAUUUAUUAAAAAAUAUAUUUAACAU